UCUGCACGCGCCGGCCCGCUGCUGCACAAAGCCCACGUCUCCUUCGGGGCAUGCAGGCAAGAGGGGCUCUCGGGCCGAGUCCGGCGCGAUCGCCGGAUGGAAGUUAGCAAAUUCGGGCAACUUGCCGCUACUACCCAGGCGACCUCCCCUCCCCUCCCCCCACACGCCCACACACGCCCCCCGCGCACACACCCCUCUCCCUAUAAAUGCGGGCGGCCGAGCAGCGCGCUGAGUCUCUGCCUCGCGGAGCGCCGGACUGGGAGUCAGACAGACCUGGCUGCGAAUCUCGGCUCCGCCACUUUCUAGCGCUGUGACCUUGGUUUUCAGGUGGCGAAACUGACUGGUCUGGGUAGAGCGCGUCCAAGCCAAGCCGCAGUGCUCUUUGGAUGUUUAGAUUUCUCCUUCUGAGUGACAAAAUAGCAAUCGAGAUGGAGCCAUCCGGACAUCAGCGCCAGCUGGCAGCAUCAUCUCCCGCCAAUUUAUCCAGCUUCUGCCAAGGUUCUGAAAUGCCAACAAUGUCAAGGCCUGCACUCGAUGUCAAGGGUGGCACCUCACCUGCGAAGGAGGAUGCCAACCAAGAGAUGAGCUCCCUGGCGUACUCUAACCUGGGGGUGAAAGAUCGCAAAGCAGUGGCCGUUCUGCACUACCCCGCAGUGGCCUCCGUGGCCUCGAAUGGAACCAAGGCCAGUGGGGCUCCCACUAGUCCCUUGGGAUCUCCAGCUGCGAUAGGCUCUCCUACCUCCAGCACUCCCACUAAAACCCCACCCUUCAACCUGCACCCUGCCCCUCACCUGUUGGCCAGUAUGCAGCUGCAGAAACUUAAUAGCCAGUAUCAUGGGAUGGCCGCGGCUGCCGCCGCCACUCCGGGCCAACCUGGGGAGGCAGGGCCCCUUCCAAACUGGGGCUUCGGGGCUCAGGCAGGAGGGGCGGGGUCACUCUCUCCUCCUACCGGUGCCCAGAGUCCUACCAUCAUUGAUUCGGACCCGGUGGAUGAGGAGGUGCUGAUGUCGCUGGUGGUGGAGCUGGGACUGGACCGAGCCGAUGAGCUUCCGGAGCUGUGGCUGGGGCAGAAUGAGUUUGACUUCACUGCGGACUUUCCAUCUGGCUGCUGAUGCCAGUGUCCGCAAAGAUGGAGGAAUAAAGCCACCAAUUCUGUUGUAAAUAAAAAUAAAAGUUACUUACAAAGAGA
Messenger RNA from Microcebus murinus (gray mouse lemur), 1189 nucleotides. RefSeq names its product Cbp/p300 interacting transactivator with Glu/Asp rich carboxy-terminal domain 1 (gene CITED1). NCBI's taxonomy places the organism in Eukaryota, Metazoa, Chordata, Mammalia, Primates, Cheirogaleidae. Gene Ontology annotation, molecular function: transcription coactivator activity. The record is from RefSeq and is a predicted model, not a curated record. Gene Ontology annotation, cellular component: nucleus. Gene Ontology annotation, biological process: melanocyte differentiation; regulation of DNA-templated transcription.